GGGGCGGUGACGUCAGCGCCCGGCCCGGUGCGGCGCGAGGCGCCUAUAAAGGAGGAGGCGGCGGCGGGGCCGCCCCCCGCGCUCCCGGUGCCGCUCCGCUCCGCUCCUGCUCCCGCGCCCGUCCCGCUCCGGCCCGGCAGCACCAUGAGGGAGAUCGUCCACAUCCAGGCGGGGCAAUGCGGCAACCAGAUCGGCGCCAAGUUCUGGGAGGUGAUCAGCGACGAGCACGGCAUCGACCCCAGCGGCAACUACGUGGGUGACUCCGACCUGCAGCUGGAGCGCAUCAGCGUCUACUACAAUGAGGCCUCUUCUCACAAGUACGUGCCUCGCGCCAUCCUGGUGGACCUGGAGCCGGGAACAAUGGACAGUGUGCGCUCGGGAGCCUUCGGCCACCUCUUCCGCCCUGACAACUUCAUCUUCGGGCAGAGCGGUGCUGGGAACAACUGGGCCAAAGGCCACUACACGGAGGGGGCCGAGCUGGUGGACUCAGUGCUGGACGUGGUGCGGAAGGAGUGUGAGAACUGCGACUGCCUGCAGGGCUUCCAGCUCACCCACUCGCUGGGCGGCGGCACUGGCUCCGGCAUGGGCACCCUGCUCAUCAGCAAGGUGCGGGAGGAGUAUCCCGACCGCAUCAUGAACACUUUCAGCGUGGUGCCAUCCCCCAAGGUGUCAGACACGGUUGUGGAGCCCUACAACGCCACGCUGUCCAUCCACCAGCUGGUGGAGAACACGGAUGAGACCUACUGCAUUGACAAUGAAGCUCUCUACGACAUCUGCUUCCGCACCCUCAAGCUGGCCACCCCCACCUAUGGCGACCUUAACCACCUCGUGUCGGCCACCAUGAGCGGUGUCACCACCUCUCUCCGCUUCCCCGGCCAGCUCAACGCCGAUCUCCGUAAGCUGGCCGUCAACAUGGUGCCCUUCCCACGUCUCCACUUCUUCAUGCCGGGCUUUGCCCCGCUGACGGCCCGUGGCAGUCAGCAGUACCGCGCUCUCACUGUCCCUGAGCUCACCCAGCAGAUGUUUGAUGCCAAGAACAUGAUGGCUGCCUGUGACCCCCGCCACGGCCGCUACCUUACCGUGGCCACCGUCUUCCGUGGCCGCAUGUCCAUGAAGGAGGUGGAUGAGCAGAUGUUGGCCAUCCAGAGCAAGAACAGCUCCUACUUCGUGGAGUGGAUCCCCAACAACGUCAAGGUGGCCGUCUGUGACAUCCCUCCCCGGGGGCUGAAGAUGUCCUCCACCUUCAUCGGCAACAGCACGGCCAUCCAGGAGCUCUUCAAGCGAAUCUCAGAGCAGUUCACGGCCAUGUUCCGCCGCAAGGCCUUCCUCCACUGGUACACAGGCGAGGGGAUGGACGAGAUGGAGUUCACCGAGGCCGAGAGCAACAUGAACGACCUGGUGUCCGAGUACCAGCAGUACCAGGACGCCACGGCCGAGGAGGAGGGCGAGAUGUACGAGGAUGACGAGGAGGAGUCGGAGGCACAGGGCGCCAAGUGAUGCCCGCUGCCCCCCUGCUGCCCGCAGCCCCCCCGGCUUCGUGCUGCUGCCCCCCAGCCGGGCUGUCCCUGCGUGUCCCUUUGGUGUCUCCUGACCCUGUCCCGCCCUGAGCCAGCUCGGCCCCCCCACCCCUCCUCCUGCCUCCCCCUUUUUCUUUUUUUACUGGUUCGUGUCUAUUAUUUUUUUUGAAUACUUAAUAAAUUUAUUGCUGUCCAGGUA
Molecule: messenger RNA, 1716 nt
Organism: Columba livia (rock pigeon)
Lineage: Eukaryota; Metazoa; Chordata; Aves; Columbiformes; Columbidae
Gene: TUBB3
Product: tubulin beta 3 class III
Exons: 4
Coding region: 145-1497 (450 amino acids)
Biological process (GO): mitotic cell cycle; axon guidance; microtubule cytoskeleton organization
Cellular component (GO): microtubule; cytoplasm
Molecular function (GO): GTP binding; GTPase activity; structural constituent of cytoskeleton
Source: RefSeq, a predicted model, not a curated record